AUGACCUUCAACAACAAAAGUUCAUUUGCAUUAGUAUGUCGAAGCUUCAUUAAUGAUUCCUUUUCAUCUAAUAAUACUACAACUCCUUCCCAUUUAUCUUCACAAAUUUCUUCCUCCUCCUUUCCUCCUUCACAAUGCUCAUGUUUAUUAUAUCAUUUGAUAAGAAUUAAGAAACAAGGAUUUUGGUUGCCGAAACGAAUAGAUCGAGGAUAUGUGCGACCAAGACCACAACAUAUAAUUCACUCAAUAUUAUUACUAGCAGAUGCUUAUCCUAAUAUAAUAUCGGCUGAAAUCGGAAAUAUUUUACCACGAACAUUUGGAGCUUCAAUUUCUGUGAUGUAUCCGUUGAGUAUUGCAUAUUCAACCUCUUCAUUUGAAAUUAAUCCCACCCCAACCCAAACCACCAAUAACGAUUCCUCACUUUCUCGCCAAACUUCUUCAUUUAGUUCUAUCUUCUCCAAUCGUCAAUCCGUACUCAUUGAUAUCUUCUUUUUCUUUUUAUUUAUUUCACCAUUUAUAAUUUUUAUAACUUUUUCAAUAUUAACGGGAUAUUAUGCUGAUAACGGAGUAUGGUUUAAAUUGAUUAAGGUAGUUGUUGGUGGAAUUAAUUUAUUACGACUACGUUAUAAUGAUGAUGAAAGGAAUAGAGAGGUGUAUCUAAAAAUGGAACAAUUGAAACGUGGACGUAAUGACCUCUCGCUUCCACUAAUGGCUCAAUUAAUAAUCGCCUUAAUACAACUUCCUGUUUUAACAAUUUAUGGCCUCGAUUAUCGAAUAAUUAACAUUGUUCAAUGGAUAAUGAUUUAUAAUAUUUUAAUAACUUCCCCAACACAAAACUUCUCAAAAAAAAAACAUGCAUUAAUAACCAACAAUCAACAUCAUUUUUCACUUCAAUUGGAUAGGAAUAAUUCACCGACUUGUUUUGAUAACGAACUUGAAGAAGAAAAACAUUAUCCACUGGAAGAUUCUUCAUUCGAUGAAAGAUCUAAAAUGCAUUUAAUGAAUGAACAACAUAUCAUGAGAAUUAAUACUGAUACAGAACCAAUUGAACAGUUAAAUCAUUCGUUAUCAUUAUAUAGUAAUAAGCGUUAUUCCAAUGAUUCAGAUUCAGAGUCAAAACACAAUAAACACCAUCAUAAUAAAUCACAAUCUAAGUCGAAACUUCAAAUGCAACAACAAAAUCAAAAGGAUAAGAGAGCAAGCGAUAUUAUUUCCAUAUCUGACCAAAAUGAUAUUCAAGAAAGGAAAUAUAAUUAUUAUUUUGAUUCUGAAGGAUAUGUUCGAAGAAAUUGGGAAUUUGAGGGAAAUUAUUCUGAAGUUCAAAAAAUUGAAAAAAAGGAAGAAUAUAUAGAAGAAAAGAUACGAAAAAUUGAAUCAAUGAAUACAUUUAAAAGAGUGCAACAAUUAAUAUAUAAUACUAAAAUAAUUAAUACUGAAGAUUCCCAAAUUAUUUCAAAUUUAUCAUCUCCAUUAUCACCAACUUCAACAAUAUUAUCACCAACCUUUCCUAAAAUAUUAUCUCCAAUAACAACAGACAUUUCCUUUCCAGAAUCAUUGAAUUUAUCAACACCAACACCAACACCAACACUUUCAACAGCCACCAUUUCAUCAUUUCCAAAUUUUUCCUCCUCUAUCCCAAAACAAAAUAAAUUUUCAUCAUUUGUUAAUAAUCUAAAGUCACCUAAAUAUUUUCGCCGACAAUCAGAUUCAACUAUAUUGAUCUUGUAUUAUGAUGAACCAGAAUAUAUUUAUGACUUCAAUAGUUCUGAAGAUAAUAUUGAUAAUAUCAAAAAUUCUAUUGAAGAGACUAUAGAAAAUGAUGAUAAAAGGUUUAGUAUAAUGUCUGACACUCCUACAUUAACAAAUACAUCUACCAAUCAUAAUUUUGGAGGUGGAAAGAAAAAUUUAGGACAUAGGCAUAGUGUUAGCAUUGGAUCAAUAAUUAAAAGAAAUGGUAGUAACAAUUUUAGACUAUUUUCGGGUGGUGGAUUUGGAAAAAGUUUUAUUAAACAAUCAAAAAGUGUAACAAAUGAAACAAAUGAAACAAAUAUAGAUGAAAUAAUAGACAUAACAAGUUCAAAUACAAGUACAAGCAAAAGUGAUUAUUUAUCUCGUCCACGUCCAAGCUAUCAUAUUCAUCAAAGAAGUUUAAGUUCAGGUGAUAUAUUAAUUAAUGAAAAUAUGCCAAAUUAUCAUCGUCGAAGAUCUGAAACCAUGACGGCAUCGACUUCAACUAUGCCCAUUAUAUUUAAUAGCUUAACACACCCUUCACAAAAUAGUGCAAAUAAUAAAAAUGUUGAUGAAACAAGAAAUGAUAAUAGAAAUGACGAUAAGGUUGAGGGUGUUCCAAGUAAUUUAAGAAAGGAAUGGUUAUUAAAAAAGCCAACACGUGCUAUAAUAAGACCUCAAAGAACUGAAAGUUUUUGA
This is a messenger RNA of Diversispora eburnea, 2427 nucleotides long. NCBI's taxonomy places the organism in Eukaryota, Fungi, Glomeromycota, Glomeromycetes, Diversisporales, Diversisporaceae. The record is from the annotation of a GenBank genome assembly.